Eucalyptus grandis is the source of this 1456-nucleotide messenger RNA. RefSeq lists its product as uncharacterized. Bases 572 to 1204 code for a protein of 210 amino acids. The record is from RefSeq and is a predicted model, not a curated record. The transcript is spliced from 2 exons. Lineage: Eukaryota; Viridiplantae; Streptophyta; Magnoliopsida; Myrtales; Myrtaceae.
UCCUCCCUUCCUCCUUCAUAUAUUUCUUUUCUUUUUCUACACCCUUCCUUCUCUCUCUCGAUCUGAACUCCACUCGACCGAAGCCCCGAUUCGCUCCGCUUCGCUUUUCCGUCCACGGAGAUCGCCGGAGAAUCGCCGGAGAAUCUCACCACAAAGUCAGGCCAAUGUGAGCUUUCUAAAUCUGGACAAUAAGAGUGUCCUCUGCUGUUCAGUUCAUUGGUCUUUACCUAUUGUGGACAAUGGGCAAAUGCAAGGGCUGUGGAAAAUUAGGAAGAAUGAUGCCAAGGGAUGCGGACUCGAGUGCUUACCUUUUUGCUCUUAUGCUCUCGCCCGUUGUUUCCGUUUGGGAAUGUAUCAUCCGUAAGAUGAGGUAUUCCUACAGACCUGAGUGGGUGUAGUCUCUGUACAUUUGAGCGUUACAUUAGGUUACUAAACAGUAAUUUAGAGUUUACAUACUUCAGCAAAAGGAAGACUUGUUUCAAAGAAUAACAGUUAAUUGGAUAUGUUUUAGAGGAAUCUCCAUUUGAAUAGCAGUUAUAAACACUAAACUUACUAGAGUCUGGUAGUUAUCAUGGAUAACUUGGCACAAAACAAAGGGCAACCUGUUGUGAGGAAAGUAAAAAAGAAGCAGGGGAAGGAUGAGCUGGAUCGACUCAAACAGGCUGAGAAGAAGAAGAGACGCCUGGAAAAAGCCCUCGCUACAUCUGCAGCUAUCCGUGCUGAGCUAGAGAAGAAGAAACUGAAGAAACAAGAGGAACAGCAAAAGCUUGAUGAAGAGGGUGCUGCGAUUGCCGAGGCUGUUGCCUUGCAAGUUCUACUUGGUGAAGACUCGGAUGAUGCAUGUAAGAUCGUCCUAAAUGAAGACAAUGAGGGUUUUAAUCCUUGGGACUCUAAUGGCCAUAUUAACUUCUUUAUGGGUGGAAGGAGCGCUGAUGUGCCUUAUCGCCAUACCCUGAACUAUGCGCUUGACCCAGUUGGGUGGAUCUCACAUUCUCAAGAUUCUAGAGUCGAGUGGGGUGGUGAUUGGGGAUGUUCUGGUGGAACCCAUGGACGUGAUGUACAUGGUCAAUUCAUCAAGAAUGGAGGUUGGACAUCUGCAGAUCUCUCGCCUGGCCUAAUUGCUGCACAGGCUGUUUCGUCUCUGCGGAUAGGAGAAGAUGGGGAUGUGAACACCAUUCUUUUGAAUGGGAUGCUCAGAGGGUAGGCCAUUGUCCGAGAUAUCAUUGCAGUCUGAAAGGGGUGCUUUAACUAUGGUUUUUCAUGAUGGCAUCCUUGUGUAUAUAUCUGUCAAAGUUGCUGCAUUUGCUACUUAUCAGAUAUGGAACUCAUUAAAGUAGUAUUGCGGGGGUUCUUGAGCUAUUUUUAAGCCUUUACUGGAAUUAUGAUGUUUGACAAUCAGACACAUGUAGACUCCUGUGGUGUAAUUUCUUCUAUGGAGAAAAUUAUCAGCUGUUCA